Messenger RNA from Nematolebias whitei (Rio pearlfish), 2009 nucleotides. It is a transcript of the gene traf6, whose product is annotated as TNF receptor-associated factor 6. Gene Ontology annotation, cellular component: plasma membrane signaling receptor complex. Bases 1 to 1710 code for a protein of 569 amino acids. Gene Ontology annotation, biological process: protein K63-linked ubiquitination; tumor necrosis factor-mediated signaling pathway; regulation of canonical NF-kappaB signal transduction. The transcript is spliced from 7 exons. The record is from RefSeq and is a predicted model, not a curated record. NCBI's taxonomy places the organism in Eukaryota, Metazoa, Chordata, Actinopteri, Cyprinodontiformes, Rivulidae. Gene Ontology annotation, molecular function: ubiquitin protein ligase activity; zinc ion binding; tumor necrosis factor receptor binding.
AUGUCUUGCUUUGAUAGCACCAAGGGGAUGUUGGAGGAGGACAGCUAUGAUGGCGCAGGUGGUGGAGAGAUGACUGCUUGUGCCUUGGCGAUGAUGGAAAAGGAACGAGAAUCUCUUCUAAGCCCUUCAGAAAGUCCUGGCACCAUGAUGGGUACCUCCUCCAGCAGUCUUCAGUCUGCUGCCCCCAUUCAGGGCUACGAUGUAGAGUUUGACCCACCCCUGGAGAGUAAAUAUGAGUGUCCUAUCUGCCUCAUGGCUUUAAGGAAUGCUAUACAAACACGCUGUGGUCACCGCUUCUGCAAGAGCUGUAUUGAAAAGUCUAUUCGUGAUACAGGACAGCGGUGCCCUGUGGACAAUGAGAUGCUGUCAGAGGACCAGCUGUUUCCUGAUAACUUUGCCAAGAGGGAGAUUUUAUCCCUUACUGUUCGCUGUCCAAACUCUGGCUGUGGUGUGAAGAUGGAGCUCCGACAGUUAGAGAAUCAUUUGGCAGAGUGUCAGUUUGCCACCACGCCUUGCCCACAGUGCCAUCAGAAUGUGAGAAAAAGCUACCUUGAGGAGCACAAAACUGUUGCGUGCCAAAGAAGACUUGUCUCAUGUCCAGACUGUAUGACGAGCUUUUCUUACGAGGAGAAAGAGCUUCACGAGCAGCAGUGUCCUUUUGCCAAUGUGGAGUGUCCGUACUGUGAGAUGGAUCUUGUCAGAGACCAGAUGGAAUCACAUUGUGAUGCAGAUUGCCCCAAAGUACCCAUUGCCUGUAAUUUUAGCAUGUUUGGAUGUAAGGAAAGGAUGCAGCGCCACGACCUGGCCCAACACAUGCAGGAGUUCACACAGAUGCACAUGCGCUACAUGGCCGAGUUUUUGCAUGGGCAUUUCCCCAACGGCCCCAAACCCCUGCGGAUGCUGGGACCUUCGAUUUCCACCGAGGAUCAGGGAGCCACAGCGUUGGUGUCAGGCUGCGGUGGGCCUGGAGGGGCUGCAAGCUGCAGCAUCAACUCGACAACAUGUCAGCCCAGUGAGGAGAUGCAAAGGCUCAGAGAGAUGGACAGACGAUUGGUGAAGCAGGACCACCAGCUGCGGGAGCUCAUUAUCUUAAAGGAGACACAAACUGGGCAGCUUGCAGAGCUCAGGCGUAGGGUGUCUGUGCUGGAAGAAACAAUAAAGGAACUGGAGUCCGAGCAGUGCCACGGUAUCUUCAUCUGGCGCCUCAAAAAUUUCUCGACUCUCCUGCGCAACCAAGAAACGGGGCUGCCGGUCGUUGAGCACAGCCCCGGCUUCUACACGGGUCGUCCAGGCUACAAGCUGUGUCUGCGUUUGCACAUGCAGAGCCCCAACGCCCCGCGCUGUUCCAACUACAUCUCCCUCUUCGUCCACACCAUGCAAGGAGAUUUUGACGGGCAGCUGUCCUGGCCAUUUCAAGGGAACAUCCGUCUCGCCAUACUCGACCAGGGACCCGAGGCUCAGCAUCACAUGGAGGUCAUGGAGACAAAACCAGACCUGCAGGCCUUCCAGAAGCCCAGCAAUCACCGCAAUCCUAAAGGAUUUGGGUAUGUCACCUUUAUGCACCUGCACCAGCUGAAUCAGAGAAUGUACAUUAAAGACAACACUCUCCUGAUCCGCUGUGAGGUUACGCCACGCUUUGACACUGUAGUUUUUCGUGAGGGACCAACAGUGCAACCAAGAGGACCUGAAGCAUCGGUCUCAAGAGACUAAAGUCAAACUUAUGUCUGAUUUCUAUCAUGCUGGUGUGUACAACGUCCUAUGUUUUAGUCAUGGUUGCUCAUUUAGUAUCGUGAACAUUAGAGGAAAACUGACACCCGCAGUCAUUUAUAGAAGCAUCAGUGCUGGUAUUUUCAUCUUCUAAAUAUCAUAGGCUUUCAUUGUUUUCAAAGGGAUUUAACAGUUUGUAAGUUUCCCCUCAAAAGACCUGAUCUCACAGGGAUAACACAAUUUUAUAUAAAAUGAGUUGGUGGGGUCUGACUCUGUGACAUUUAUGGAAGUCUGACAGUUUU